Messenger RNA from Lachnellula hyalina, 663 nucleotides. RefSeq lists its product as uncharacterized. NCBI's taxonomy places the organism in Eukaryota, Fungi, Ascomycota, Leotiomycetes, Helotiales, Lachnaceae. Bases 1 to 663 code for a protein of 220 amino acids. The transcript is spliced from 3 exons. The record is from RefSeq and is a predicted model, not a curated record.
AUGGGAUUUUUCGAUAUUGUGGCAGCGGCAAUGCCGUGGAGCGAGAGCGAGGCGGAGGCUGUGAGCGGGGGCUCGAGUACGGAGAGCACGCCGGCCAACUCGGGGGGUGAGGCGAAGGACUCCGAAUCAACGCCCGAUGAUAAGGAUGAAGGUGGUGAUGAGGGUGAGGAUAAGGAGGAGGGUGGCGAGAAGGAGGAAGAAGAGGAAGAAGAAGAAGAGGAGGAGGAGUUGGUUGAUCCUAAGGAGACUUUCGAGGAGGGUGAGUUAUAUUUUUCUUGGCUAGAGCUGGCAGCUGUGUGGUGGAUAGUUGGGGAUUAUUCAGGCUACUAUUCUGCUCAACUGGCGAAAAGGAAGAUCUGCAAAUGCGUCGAGGGCUACGGCCAGAGGAACUGGGAUAUUUGGCGGAUAUAUAAAUUCGAGACAUUUGCUAACUCACCACAGAAUGCAAGGAAUCUAAGGCCUGCGCUCCAUCCAAGCACCACUUCGAAGAGUGCGUCGAGCGUGUCACCGGCAACACCGAUUCCAAGGCUCCUCACGAGGACUGUGUUGAAGAAUUCUUCCACCUCGCCCACUGCGCCAACCAAUGUGCAGCCCCAAAGCUCUGGGCUGCCCUCAAGUAAAGAACCGACAAUAUCGAGCUCAUGCCUGCUCGAGUAUAGAUGA